This is a messenger RNA of Saccharomycopsis crataegensis, 1587 nucleotides long. RefSeq names its product Mud2p (gene MUD2). Gene Ontology annotation, molecular function: poly-pyrimidine tract binding; pre-mRNA 3'-splice site binding. The transcript has a single exon. Lineage: Eukaryota; Fungi; Ascomycota; Saccharomycetes; Ascoideales; Saccharomycopsidaceae. Bases 1 to 1587 code for a protein of 528 amino acids. Gene Ontology annotation, cellular component: commitment complex; nuclear speck; U2AF complex. The record is from RefSeq and is a predicted model, not a curated record.
AUGUCAGAUAGAAGGCGGCUCAAUUUACCUACUGGCCCAAAACAGAGGGGGCCACCAAAUAGGGAAACAAGAGAAUUGAGGGAGACAAGAGAGAUAAGAGAGACGAGAGAAACUAGGGGAUAUAGAAGACAUGAAGGUUCCAGAGGAAGAUAUGAUGACUAUGGUUCCUAUUCUAGACGUGACAACUCUAGAGGAGGCAUGGAACGUGAUAGAAGGUACAAUGACCGAGGGAGAAGUUACGGGGAUCGUGAGUGGGAUAGAGACGAUCACAAUGGUAAUGUGGGAACCACAGAUCAUGAUGACUAUUUCACCAAGCGGGACACCUUCACUCCUGAAGAGUUAGAACAUGCAAUUUCUAUCGAUAAAAGAGAUAGAUCGGGAUUCACGCUAUGGGAUAAAAAACCUAAAGAACUUGGGGAACUUGGGGCGGAAAAGGCUAAGUUGUUGGGUUUGUUCCCAUUGCCUGGCUCCGGGAAGAAGCCACUUGAUAUUCAAAAAAUGGUUGAAAUUAUUAAGAAUGAUAACAGUAAAGCUAUCUUGGAAGAGAAUUCUCUUAUUGAUCCAAAAGACGCUUUAAAUGCUAGAGUUAUAGUAGUCAACAAUGUAAAGAAUGCGUUGGUCGAUGUGAUACUAAACUAUUUCAAAGAAUUUUUGUCAUCGUUGAAAGUGUUUGAAGAUGUGGAGAUAAAGAUCAAGAGCCACCAAAAGAGAAAAUCAAGCCUUAUUGUUGUGUUUGAAAAUUACCAUAUAGCCACAAUAGCAUUGGCACUCAAUGGAUAUAUAGUACACGAUGAUAAUGAAGGUAUAUUUACUCUCGAACUCUCAAGGCCUAAUGAAUAUUGUAUUCCGGUUUUCAACCAUCAUGCAGAGCAACUUGAUAAUACUCAGACUUUUUUAAAAGAUUCGCCGUCAAAGAUUACUGUGAGCAACAUACCGAUUAACGUUGAUGAACAACAGCUACGUAUUGUGAUUGCUGAAAAAGUGGACAGUGAACUAAUGUUUGUGACAAUUUUACGUGACAAAGAAGGAACUUCUAAGGGAAUUGGAUUUGUGGAAUUUAAAGAUCCGUCAGUGAUUUCGAAAGCGUGGGACUCUUUGAAAGAGGUGAAAAUUGAAAACCAGAAGUUGAAGUGGAACAUAUCAUGUAUUGGUAAUACUAGCGAUUCUGUCAUGAAUUUCCGUCAGUUAAUCAAAGCUUCAGAUGGUAAGCAAAUAUCUCAAAGACAUCCAACAAAGGUACUACAGCUUCUCAAUAUGAUUGAUUAUUCUGGGCUUAUCAAGGAGCAAAAUUAUAGCAACAUUGAGCGCGAGACCAAGGUAGUCAAGUUUGAUGUGGAGAAGAAGAUCAAGAGUUUGGAGAUUGAGUUCCAAGAAGUGAAAGUUCCACAAUUAUCACAGAAGAUAGACUUGAAGGAUCAGUUCCAUACGAUUGGAAAACUAGGAGGAUUUGGUAAAGUAUUUAUCAAAUUUAAUUCGAUUGAUGACUGUGAGUCCUGCUAUGUGAAAUUCAAUGGUACAAAGUACUUUGACAGAACAAUAUUGGUGAGUUAUUUCAGUGAUGAAGAUUUUGAAUUGGGGCUUUUUUAA